Morone saxatilis (striped sea-bass) is the source of this 3314-nucleotide messenger RNA. Its product is annotated as chromodomain-helicase-DNA-binding protein 1-like. The record is from RefSeq and is a predicted model, not a curated record. Bases 287 to 1993 code for a protein of 568 amino acids. The transcript is spliced from 11 exons. NCBI's taxonomy places the organism in Eukaryota, Metazoa, Chordata, Actinopteri, Moronidae.
GACAAUAUGCAUUGUAUUUUGUUGACUGUAACAGUACGACAUUGUGCUCUUUAAAAUGUGAAUUAAUUUCUUACAACUGCUGUCUGUUGCAGGAUUAAAUGGAUAAUGAAGCAUUAAACUUUUUCCACUUGUUUGAUCCAUAGGAGGCAGAAGAGGGAAGGUGAAAGGCCCUACAUUUAGGAUCUCUGGAGUCCAGGUGAAUGCCAAGCUUGUUAUCUCACAUGAGGAAGAGCUGGCUCCGCUCCACAAGGCCAUACCCGCUGACCCUGAGGAGAGAAAGAAGUAUAUGAUUCCGUGCCACUCAAAGGCAGCACACUUUGACAUUGAGUGGGGGAAGGAAGACGAUUCCAGCCUCCUCAUAGGAAUCUAUGAGUACGGUUAUGGCAGCUGGGAGAUGAUCAAGAUGGACCCGGACCUCAAUCUGACACACAAGCUCCUACCAGAUGACCCUGACAAGAAGCCACAGGCCAAACAGUUACAGACCAGAGCAGACUACCUCAUCAAGUUGCUGAGCAAAGACCUUGCCAAAAAAGAAGCACAGAAACAAGCGGGGACAGCCAAUUCACGGAAGAGGAAACCAAGAAGUAAAAAGAGCAAAACUUUAAAGCCAACAAAGACGGAUGAGGUGAUAAAGAGUGCUUCCUCAGAUCCCUCGUCGGACAAGAGGUCAGAUGACGACGAUGAAAUUGAGGAGGAAAAGCCGGUAGCACCAGUUAAGGCACUGAGCAGACGGGGCCGAGCGGACAGGGUGGUCGCCGCAAAGGAGGAGGAGGACGACGACGACGACGACGACGACAACGACGACGAUGAUGAUGAGCCAGAGCAGGAGGAGGUGUCUUCAUCAGGGGAGAGGGAGGUCAAAGGAAAAGAGAUCAAAAAAGAAGGCAAAAAGGAGAAGAAGGAGGAAAGUUGGGACGUUAAAGAGCCAAAGGAGCCAAAGGAGAAAAAAGACACAAAGCCUUUGGAGGCAGUACAUAAACAAGAGGAGAGCAUGGAAAAGAAUGAAGUCAAGACUGAGGUACGAGAACGAACAAAAAAAGCCUCUGAUGUGCCGGUCCAUAUAACGGCAAGUGGAGAGAAUGUGCCAGUAUCUGAAGAGUCUGAGGAACUGGACCAGAGGACCUUCAGUGUGUGCAAAGAAAGGAUGAGGCCAGUUAAAGCCGCCCUAAAGCAGCUAGACCGACCAGAGAAAGGGCUGUCGGAGCGAGAGCAGCUCGAGCACACGAGACAGUGCCUCAUAAAGAUCGGAGACCACAUCACUGAGUGUCUGAAGGAGUAUUCAAAUCCUGACUUGAUUAAACAGUGGAGAAAAAACCUGUGGAUAUUUGUGUCCAAAUUCACUGAGUUUGACGCCAGGAAACUACAUAAACUGUAUAAGCAUGCAAUCAAGAAAAGACAAGAGAACGCCCAGGCAAUGGAGCAGAACACUAGAAAUAUAAACACCCAUGGUUACAAACAUGCAGAUAUUGAAAGGCUGAAAGACAAUUCUCACCAGGACGAGAGCAGCAGGGACAGUUGCAGCUCAGACAGGCAUCAACCUUCAGGUCGAUACCAUGAGAGCAGUAAGGAGAGACACAGCUCAGAGUCCCACAGGAAGACCACGGGAGGAGAGUCCAGGAAAAGACCAUACUCCUCCUUCAGCAAUGGCAAAGACCACCGGGACAGAGACCACUACAGACCAGACAGCAGGGAAAGAGACAGACAGGACAGAUACUACAAUGACAGUAAGCACAGGAAGCUGGAGGAGUUCCGCUCCAGCAGAGACCAUCGGCCGGACAUGAAAGAUCAUUCCCAUUCAGACCACCGCUCUUCCUACCGCUACCAUUCAGACUGGCAGACAGAGCAGCGAGCCUCAGCCAGCGGGCCCCGCUCUCCCCGAGACCAGCGCUCGCCCUAUGAGUCCCGUUCGCCCAUGGGACACCGCUCACCCUUCGACUACUCGUCGGACCACAAGAGCACGCCAGAGCAGAUCUGGAGUAGCCGCAAGACAUAACAGGAGCUGCCUCGGUCUGCUAGUAGCAGCCAUAGACUCAGCAACACAGCAAAUGCCUUACAGGGACUGUGGACUCCAACCUGAAGCUGUUUGAAGCACUGUGUAUCAGUCAGUUCAGCAUGGCUGUCAUCUCCUCGCUUCAGCUUCAGCUGCAGCUCAUCUCGGGAACCUGGGAGAUAAACGCAAGGGAGCAGCUCAAACCAGGCAGCAGAUAAAAAAUCAAAGCAUAUUUUUGUAUUUAAGAGUUUAAAGCUGCAUUGUUGUGUAGGCUCAACAGCGCGCAGCACACUUUUUUGUUAUUUUUAUAAACUUUUUUUAACUCUGGAAAUGGACACAAUUGACCCUGAGUGCUGCCUCAUAUUCCCACCAACCCACGACACUGGAUCCUGUAUUUGACUGUUUCUCUAUGUUCGUCUGUCUGUCUCUGUCUCUAUCAUGCUUAAUGUGAUUAUCUACCUUAUUUAAGUGUUAACUCGAUGAGAAGUUAGUUGUCACAUAAAUCACAUUACAAGUUGAUUUAAAGGUGUCUGGUUGAAUCCGGUCUGGGCUCAGGCUCACCACCUUAAGUACCUCAUUUACAGCAUUUCUCAUUUCCUCAGCAGGUUUUCUUUUUCCACCAGGUGUGAAUUAUUUAAUAACAUAUCAUAGCUGUAAAAAUAAAAAUAACCUGGAUUUUUUGGAGCGACUUGUAUCAUGUUUUUUCCCUUCAGUAAUCCUGUUGUAAAUUUUUGUAAAAUAGUAAAUCAGUGGUCUUUUUCCUCAGGCUUUUGGGAUUUAUUAUGACUCUACUUUUCCCCAUCAACUCAGGCUUUUUUGUCGUUCGAGUGAGUUUCUGUAUAAUAAUUCUUUCAUGAUAAUGCUUUCAGAAUGUAAUUUUUGGUAAAGGGAAAGUUCUGUAAUGAUACUCAGUUUUAUUCACUAGUGCUUAGUUCUUUUGCCUCAGUGUGUCGAAUUCAGUGAGUUUGAAGGAACUGACUUUUAAAAUCAAAGUCUGAAAAGGACAGUUGUCUUUCAAUAGAAGCACCUGUUAGAUCUUAAAUAAACUAGACUUUUUACAUAUUUUUGUUUCUUUACCUUUGAUUUUAUUUUCUACGUAGGCAAUAAUGUCAAUGUUUCUAUGCAGCCAAGUAUAUUUGUGGUGAACCACCCAACUGAAUGAAGUCACUGUUAGGUUCACAUUGUUGUACAUAAAUUUCCUCUAUAUUUCAAAAUGAAUUUACACUGAAAGUGCAUGAAUUUUUAUGAACUGUUUUAUAUAGUUGUUUAUGAAGCCAUUAAAAUCAAUCACUGUACUCACUCGUACCGACUCUCUUCAACAGUG